Messenger RNA from Carassius auratus (goldfish), 2828 nucleotides. RefSeq names its product stromelysin-3-like. The record is from RefSeq and is a predicted model, not a curated record. Bases 132 to 1646 code for a protein of 504 amino acids. Gene Ontology annotation, cellular component: extracellular matrix. Gene Ontology annotation, molecular function: metalloendopeptidase activity; zinc ion binding. The transcript has 8 exons. Gene Ontology annotation, biological process: proteolysis; extracellular matrix organization; collagen catabolic process. Lineage: Eukaryota; Metazoa; Chordata; Actinopteri; Cypriniformes; Cyprinidae.
AGAAAUCAGAGAGUAUAAAAUCCCUCGGCUAGUCUGCACUUGGUCAGAGUAAAGCUCGACAGACAGGCGCGCGCUCUCUCCCCGCCUUCCCUCGCGCUCGAAUAGUAAAGUGCACUCUGAAUCAGAUCAGGAUGAUGCGAUCUGCACUGCUUCUCGCUGCAGUCAUAUACUGCUUAGUCUGCAUUCAUUCUCUACCGGUACCAGACGGAAACAGCCACAGGUACAAACCUGCAGCGGACUGGCCUCAAAAGACCCAUCACCAUGGCCUGAAGAAGAGGGGCCGGCUUCAUCACAUUCAGGACACCCUGAGUGAAGACUCUAGCAAUAAAAGAGUACUUCCACACUCGACUCUUCCCAAGAAUGACACUGAGUUCUGGAACAGACCUCGCUGUGGAGUCCCAGACUACCCCUCACAGAAGGAAGGGAGCGUCCUUAAUUACUCAACCCUCAAAGGAGGUUUGCUUGGGGGCCGUCAUCGCCAAAAACGCUUUGAUUUGUUCGGAGGACGCUGGGACAAAACAGACCUCACAUACAAGAUCAUGCGGACGCCUUGGCAGCUGAGUUUAGAGAAAGUCAGACAUGUGCUGAGAGAGGCACUGCAUGUCUGGAGUGACGUCACCCCUCUCACCUUUACUGAGGUCACCAGUGGCCGGGCGGAUAUCAUGAUUGACUUUAACAGGUACUGGCAUGGAGACAAUCUUCCUUUUGACGGCCCAGGAGGAAUUCUGGCUCAUGCCUUCUUUCCCCGAACUUACCGAGAGGGAGACAUUCACUUUGACUAUGAUGAGACUUGGACAGUGGGCAACAGUAUGGGUACUGACCUCCUCCAGGUGGCUGCUCAUGAGAUCGGUCAUGUUUUAGGAUUGCAGCACUCCAUGGCACCAGGCGCAGUGAUGUCGCCUUUCUACACUUUCUCCUACCCACUCAAAUUGAGUGAAGAUGAUAAGCGAGGUAUACAGUCUUUAUAUGGAUCCAGACACACAGAUGAUAAAGUAAAGACGGAGGAGAGAACUCCUAAGGUCACAGAAACAAAUGAGAUUGAAAGCACAGUGCCUGAUGCUUGCCAAACUGACUUUGAUGCUGUAUCUAUGAUCCGAGGCGAGCUGUUUUUCUUUAAGUCGGGUUAUGUAUGGCGGAUCCGUGAUGGUAAACUCCAGACUGGAUAUCCUGCACUGGCAUCCAGGCACUGGAGAGGAAUCCCAGGUGACAUUGAUGCUGCUUUUGAGGACAAAUCUGGAAAUAUCUGGUUCUUCCAAGGCCAGAGUUACUGGGUUUUUGAUGCAGAGCGGCAGAUCACAGGGCCGGACUCUGUACGAAGACUAGGUCUAACAGUGACUGACAUCCAGGCCGCCCUCAUGUGGGGAGAAGAUAAGGCCCAGAAGAUCUACUUCUUCAAAAAAGGAAGCUACUGGCGAUUCAACCUGAAGGAAAACCGGGUAGACUCGGUCCACCCUCGCAGCAUGAGGGACUGGAGGGGCGUUCCUGAUGACAUCGACGCUGCUUUCCAGGACCGAUUUGGCUUUGCCCACUUCUUGAGAGGGAAGCAGUACUGGAAGUUCGACCCAGUAGAAGUGAAGGUGCUGGAGGGAUACCCACGAUAUAUUGGCAUGGAUUUCUUUGAUUGUUCUGCAGCCCUGUAUCGAUGAACCACUGGUACAACUAUGUAAUGCUGAUCUUUGGCACGCAACUAGUGUAACAGGCAGUUUCCACAUGUUUAACUUUAAACCAAACUAGGUCUGGUGUUUUUAUUUAUAUCACGCAAAGUGUCAGAUGGACAGUCUCUAAAUCAGACCACUGGAUCAAAUUAUUAUUAUUUUUUGUGUGGAUUCAGUCUGUGGCUACAUCUGCGCCAGUUAACCAUAUUGCUGGGUCUUCUCAUCUGCAAAACAAUGACUCUCAUUUCUCAGGAAAAGCAGGAAAUUCUGGCCUUAAAAUAUUUUUCGUAUACAUUUUGUGUACUUGGUUAUUUAUUAUUUGUAUAUUUUUGGCAGUAUUGAUAGUGUUAGGAAAACAUCACGGCCCUUCUUUUUGAGAAAUACCAUAUUGUGCCAUUAGUGACGUGCCGUUGAUUACCACAGAAGACCAUUUUGUUUUUAAAAACAAGAAAAGAUUGCAUUAAACCUAAUGCACUUACAGUGGAAAUAUAUAAGGCAAGUCAUUUAAAACAGAAACUUUACUGAAGGGCAUAAUGAUAACUUUUAGUACAAAUGUAGGUGACAGAAACUUGAGGUAAACAUCUACAUCAAAUAUUAAAGCGUCCUAAAAACCAACAAUUUAGUUCUCAGAGCAACAAUGUAACAAUUUAGAGAUUACUGAACAUGUUGUAUUUCAUUUGAAGCUUUGAAAGGCCUGGGCUUUAAAGUGUAGAACCGUGAUGCUGUACUUUCAGUAUUUUGGGACUUCCGUUAAAUUUGAAUGAGAAAUGGCAAUUUGACGUGACACAAGUGACCUUUGGGACUAACUAUCAAUGUGAACGUCCAUUUAUGCUUAACUUAAGUCUGUAAGAGACUUAUGUAGACCUGCUUUGCAAUAGUGAUAAUGUAUAUUUUACAGUGCAGGUCACUGAUGCUGUUCACGUGUAUCUAAUUAAACGUUUUGCAUAGUGUGGCUACUGAGGAAUAUAAUCCUUAUAGCAUCAUAGUGAUGGCUUUCUAUCCUGGGAAGCUGUACACUUCUCAUUCACUGUUUUUAUAAUGUUUGUCAUGUAAUCGAAUCUUUCUAUUGAUAUUGUUUUUUAAUGAUCAAUUUACUGUGUAAAUGUUUUGUAAAAUAAAUGUGUAUUUUAUUUUCAGCUCCAAUAAAAACCUCUUUGGUUAUUGUACUCUGAA